UUCCGGUACCUCGCCCCAUCCGCUCGGUGUGGCGUUGCCAUGAACAAAGGCUUCGCCCGGAAGAGCCACGUAUUCCUGCCAAAGAUUUUUAAGAAAAUGUCCUCCCAGCCCAAAGAGCGCCCUGAGAAUUUGCAGUUCCCCUUUCUGGAUGAUGAUGAAACGAUUACCACCAUUCAGGAAUCAAAAACCUUUUUUGUUCUCCGAGGUCUACCGGGCAGUGGAAAAUCUACCUUGGCGCAGGCCAUCCAAGACAAGUAUAAGGAUGCUUGCAAAGUCAUUUCGGUUGACCGCUACAAAAUCCAGCCUGCUAUCCGGAGUGCCAUUCCUGAUGAAUACAGCAAGGUUGAUGAGGAUCUAGCUGACUAUUGCAAGCGUGACAUCAGUGUGAUGGUGGUAGAUGACACCCACCAUGAACGGGAGCGAUUAGAGCAGCUUUUUGACAUGGCAGACAAAUAUCGCUACAAAGUCAUCAUUGUGGAACCCAAAACUUCAUGGAAAAUGGAUUGCUUGCAGCUGAAGGAUAAGAAUCAAUGGAAACUUUCAGCUGAUGAGCUAAAGAAAUUGAAGCCCAGUUUAGAAAAGGACUUCCUUCCCUUGUAUUAUGGAUGGUUUUUAAGUAAAAGGAGCUCAGAGCAUUUGCGGAAGACAGGGCAGGCAUUUUUGGAUGAGCUUGCUAAUAUUAAGGCCUUCAAAAAAGAGUCAAAUAAAUACUUUGGGCAACCCCCUGAAGAACCCAAACUGAAAAUUGAUCUGACCAGCUACUUUGUGAAAAGGCCUCCAGGGGUUUUGCAUUCCACAACUAAAUUCACUGACUUUGGGAAGGCUCCAGGAGCAGACGAUUAUGCACAGCAAGAUAUUGUGAAGACCUCUUAUGGAAAAUCUUUUUUCCUAACCAUAUCUGCUCUAUUCAUCACCCCAAGAACUGCUGGUGCCCGUGUGGAAAUGAGCGAACAGCAAAUGCUUCUGUGGCCCGGGGAUGUGGAUGUGCUACAGCCAGCAGUCAGCCUCCCAAAAGGCAGCCGAGCCCAUAUCACUCUGGGCUGUGCCAGUGGGGUAGAAGCUGUCCAAACUGGCCUUGACCUUCUUGAAUUUGCAAAACUGGAAAAGGCAGGGAACAAAGGCGAGGAGAUUGGGGAGAUUGGUGGUGGGAAACUUUUCUCCUUUGGGAAUGGCAUGUGGAUGCUUUUGCUUUCAAAAAAGAUUGAGGUGAGGGCCAUUUUUGGUGGAUACUAUGGAAAGGGAAAACUGGUGCCAACUCAAGGAGGCAGUAAACGAGGAUCACCCUUUAAUUCCUGUAUCAUCAUCUAAGGGCUCUUGUGGCAUCUGCAUCCUUGUUUUUGCAUGAUAUAACGUGUAACAUUUUGUAAACUCCUCUCCAUUACAACACAAAUGGUAGUAUCCUACGACUAAAGCAAUUUCUUAAUUUUAGUGAUGUCCUUUUUUAAGGAAUAUUUCUUGACCUUCAGAGGCCUGGAUUCCUCAAAUGGAAAACAGCACUUUUUUAUACCUUUCAAAUUAAUACAACUGAAUCUAUUCCAGCCUUUUGAAGUUUACUUUUCUUAGUAUAGAGAAAUAGCCUUUCCAAGUUUGCCAGAACUGGG
Molecule: messenger RNA, 1601 nt
Organism: Protobothrops mucrosquamatus (brown spotted pit viper)
Lineage: Eukaryota; Metazoa; Chordata; Lepidosauria; Squamata; Viperidae
Gene: CNP
Product: 2',3'-cyclic nucleotide 3' phosphodiesterase
Exons: 4
Coding region: 40-1308 (422 amino acids)
Biological process (GO): cyclic nucleotide catabolic process
Cellular component (GO): cytoplasm; membrane
Molecular function (GO): 2',3'-cyclic-nucleotide 3'-phosphodiesterase activity
Source: RefSeq, a predicted model, not a curated record